Molecule: messenger RNA, 1053 nt
Organism: Protopolystoma xenopodis
Lineage: Eukaryota; Metazoa; Platyhelminthes; Monogenea; Polystomatidea; Polystomatidae
Source: the annotation of a GenBank genome assembly
GGAACGUCAGACGUGGCCGAGGAGGAGGGCACGUCGACGGAUCUGCAGGUCGACUCGCUGGCGCUGCUCGACGAGUUGCCGUCGGCCAGCGAACCGACAGACGAAGAUGCCGACUGGCGGUUGGUACCGAUCGCGAUGGCAACGGUGACGCAGCCGGCUCCGUUGCAGCGAGUCACCGACGGCCGACGUUGGUCGGACUCGAAUGUCGGCCGAUUGUCGCGCAGUCUGUCCGAGCACCGACUGACCGGCAGUUGGUUCGCCUCUUCCGCUUGUCGAACCUGUCCCACCUCGGACGACUCGAGUCCCGCAGCCUUUGAGCUGCUGACCGACGUCUCGGCCAAUCGGCCCGUCGAGAUGGUCUGCCGCCUCGGGCCCGACUCCAGCCUCCCCACGGAACGCUCGGACCAGCCGGCCCCGGUCCCGGUGCCCGCCGGCCAGCAGCAAUUGGUACCGGUCCUCCUGGCCACACAAACACUCACUCCACCGCUGCUCGACUCGCGACCGCCACGCAUCCCACCGCAUCAACGCAUCUCGCCGUUCACCAACCUCACAUUGCCACCACCACCACCGACACCACCGACACCAUCACCACCGCCGACACCACCUUCUCCUCCUUCUCCGCCUCGUUCAUCCACUUCUCCUCUUCCUCCUCGCCGUUGUAGCCGUUGCCGUUGCCGUCGCCGUCGCCGUCGUCUUCAUCGGCGUCGUCGUCAGCCACGUCAUCAGGACCUCUUCGCACAGUCGAGGCGACCCGCGGCCUUUGGGCCGCUUCUCGCCGACCUCCUCGAACGCCGAGCCUGGGCGGAUCACGAGGACGCGGUCGAUGUUGACCUUGACGACGACGCCGACGUCGACGUCGACGUCGACGUCGAGGUUGAGGUCGAGGUCGAGGUCGAGUUGGAGGAGGAAAAAGAAAGCAACUUCGAGGACGAGGAUGAGGACGAGUCGUUCACACUCACACUCACGCUCUCGGCCGACUCGAGCCAGGGCACGCUGGAGCCGAGACCGGUCCACGGCACCUGGUCGCAUGGGCGCCGAGCCCGAUGUGUGUGA